AUGACUGCUUUUCAAACUCAAGAAAAUGCUACUGUGCAAAUUUGCUGUUCAUACACAUAUCUAGCAUUAAGGAGGCUUUCUUCAGAAUGUGUUUGCAUCCUGUAUACAAGUUUUUCACCUAGGAAGGAAGACAUGGUUUUGAAGUACAUUGAGGAAAUUAUUUUCCCCUCCAUGACAGUGCUUGGCACUCUGGGGAACAUGUCUGUUUCUGUGAAUUUUAUGCUCAGUUGGUGGGGAAGCCCUGAGAAGAAGCCCAUACACCUUAUUCUCAUCCACUUGGCCUUUACAAACAUCAUACUCCUUCUUACAAAAGGACUGCCCAAGGCAAUAGAAACUUUUGGUAUUAGAAAUUUUCUAGAUGACAUAGGCUGCAAGAUAAUUGUUUACCUGGGGAGAGUGGCCCGGGGCCUCUCCCUCUGCACCAGCAGUCUCCUCACUGUGGUCCAGGCCAUCAUCAUCAGUCCCAGAGCAUCUGGGUGGAGGAGGCUCAGGCCAAAGUCUGCACAGCACAUCCUUCCAUUCUUGCUAUUCUUUUGGAUACUCAAUGGUUUAAUAAGUAUGAACCUAAUACAUUCUAUCAUAAGUACAGGUAUGAAUAUAUCACAGCAUAAGAAUAGUGACAACUAUUGCUAUUUUAUGCAAGAAAGUCAGGAAAUAAAAUGGAUUGUUCUCCCUCUCAUGGUCCUGAGAGAUGCAGUGUUUCAGGGUGCCAUGGGAGGGGCCAGUGGCUACAUGGUAUUUCUUCUCCACAAGCACCACCAGCAAGUCCUCUACCUUCAGAACUCCAAGCUCCUCUACAGAACUCCUCCGGAGCUGAGAGCUGCUCAAAGUGUCCUCCUUCUGAUGCUCUGUUUUGUUUUCUUCUACUGGACAGAUUGUGCCCUUUUUUCUAAUUUUAAGUCUCUCUUCAAGGGACAAUGCAUUGAUGGUAAAUACUCUAGAAUUUCUGAGCCUUGGUUAUGCAACUUUUAG
Mus musculus (house mouse) is the source of this 972-nucleotide messenger RNA. RefSeq names its product vomeronasal 1 receptor, pseudogene 103 (gene Vmn1r-ps103). The record is from RefSeq and is marked validated. Lineage: Eukaryota; Metazoa; Chordata; Mammalia; Rodentia; Muridae. The transcript has a single exon. The coding region runs from base 1 to 972 and encodes 323 amino acids.